Molecule: messenger RNA, 1286 nt
Organism: Tripterygium wilfordii
Lineage: Eukaryota; Viridiplantae; Streptophyta; Magnoliopsida; Celastrales; Celastraceae
Product: protein XRI1-like
Exons: 9
Coding region: 163-1071 (302 amino acids)
Biological process (GO): male meiotic nuclear division; female meiotic nuclear division
Source: RefSeq, a predicted model, not a curated record
GCACACUCACUCUGCUCAUUUCAAGAAACUAAAAAAGAAAAUAAAAAAACCCUAAAAUCACCAUAAACAAAAGCCAAAGAAACAAUCUUUGUAAGAGACAGACCAGGAAUUGUCUGGUUCCGUGGUCGUGACGGAGUCGGUGAACGGGAGGAGGAGAAGCCGAUGGACCAUUGGUUCUCAUUGACCUCCAAGUGCAGUGUCAGUGGUAGUGGUGAGAGUGGGAACUGGCAAGGGGAUGGCUGUUUCCAAAACGAAUCUAAUGUCGUGACGCUGAAUGAGGAAGACCUAUCCUACAUGUACGAUAAAGAAACAACCCCAAUUAAAGCUUGUGGGGAUUUUGCAUACAAUACGACUCACAGUGGAAAUAUGAACAAGGAACCAGAAGAACGAAAGGAGAAUUGUUUACAAGUAAAGAGGCGUAGGAUGCUACAGUUUGAUGCUCCAGUAGUGGAUCCUACCUUCCAGUAUGAAGAACUGUCAUCCACCUUUAUAAAAUCAAACGGGAGGGAGAACUUGGUUGAAGAUGUUUAUAAUGACAUGUCAGAGUGGGUUUCUACCUUUUCAGAAAAUGCGACUUCUUCUAGUGUUGAGGGCUUGGAUCUUUCAACCGAGGGGUGGAUUGCUGAAUGCUUUAAUGUUAAUGAUAAUGAGAUGCAUUUUAAUCCCACUGACAUGAAUUAUACUGGAGCAAAUGAUGUUGAAGUUGACAUAUCAGAGUUAUGUAAUUUUUCACCAGAGACUGAAGUUAACGUGGAUCAACGUCAUAUCAAGCAGACUCCUCCAAAUGUUGUAUUCAAAGGGAAGAAAUCUGUGACACACACCCCUAUUAAGUUAGCUGCUCCAGUUGCCUAUCCAUUUGCUUUCAUCAAACCGUGCGAGUUCCAAGGAGACACGACUCUGAAGGACAUAAACGAGCGGAUCCUCACUCCACCAUCGAAUUUAAAGCAAAAGAAUGAAGAUCCUCUUGACUACCCCACAUCGGUAUUUUCUGGGAAGCCUGUCGUUGGAAAGACUAAAAUUCACACCGACGGAGGAAGAGGUAGCAUCACAAUCAUGAGAACCAAAGGCUGACAGCUGACUAGAUGAGUGUUGUUCCGGUUUUUGCAGCCCUUUCAUGCCACCUCGUUGUUAGGGCGUUUUGUUUAUACAUGGUGGCUCAGUUGAAAAUCUUGCUUUCUAUUUCCCACCUACUUUCUUUUGGCCCCAUAAGUACCUUAAGAGUACUUCCAUUUUGAGUCUUGCGGUAUAUCCAGAACCUUUGUGAUGGAACCAUGCAUCUAGAAGUU